Molecule: messenger RNA, 1044 nt
Organism: Sinocyclocheilus anshuiensis
Lineage: Eukaryota; Metazoa; Chordata; Actinopteri; Cypriniformes; Cyprinidae
Product: relaxin-3 receptor 1-like
Exons: 1
Coding region: 1-1044 (347 amino acids)
Biological process (GO): positive regulation of cytosolic calcium ion concentration; calcium-mediated signaling; G protein-coupled receptor signaling pathway
Cellular component (GO): external side of plasma membrane; membrane
Molecular function (GO): C-C chemokine receptor activity; C-C chemokine binding
Source: RefSeq, a predicted model, not a curated record
AUGGGUGACCCUUUCAACAGCAGCAGCAGGGUGUUUAACCGAACCCCUCAGGGUCAUGUCACAUUUGGAAAUCUGGAGGACAUAGACGUGACCGCGGACAGAAGCCCGGUCCUAAGGAUCAUGGUCUCAGUGGUGUACAUCCUCGUGUGCGCAAUAGGCUUAGUUGGGAAUUCGCUCGUCCUUUUCGUCAUGAGAGUGAAACACUGCAGACAGAGCACCACCAUUAAUGUGUUCAUCAUUAAUUUAGCUGUCACAGACCUCCAGUUCGUCCUGACGUUGCCGUUUUGGGCGGUGGAUACCGCUCUGGAUUUCAGCUGGCCGUUUGGAGACGCCAUGUGCAAGAUCAUACUGUCGGUCACUGUGAUGAAUAUGUACGCCAGCGUCUUCUUCCUCACUGCUAUGAGCAUCACUCGAUACUGCUCCGUGGCUUCAGCCACCAAGAACAGUGUCCGUCCCCCAACCUCCUGCUCUGUCAAAUGGGUUUGCGCAUUUUUGUGGGUCUUUGCUACCGUCGCCACCGCGCCAACGUCUAUUUUCUCCACUGUGACCAACGUGGCUGGAGAGAAGCUCUGCUUACUGAAGUUUCCUGCCGGACAUUAUUGGCUUGCCUUUUAUCAUUUGCAAAAAAUCCUGGUUGCUUUUGUUUUGCCCAUGUUGAUCCUUUCCGUGUCCUAUUUGCUGCUUCUGAGAUUUGUGAGAAAGCGAAAUCUGAAUAACAGUCAUUCAAAGCGCAGGAUUCAUGUCACCAAAUCUAUCACAGUUGUGGUUCUUUCAUUCUUUCUUUGCUGGAUGCCGAACCACGCAAUUACAUUUUGGGGUGUUUUGGUAAAGUUGAACGUGAUUCACUGGGAUGAGGCGUAUUAUAUUGUCCAUACUUAUGUGUUCCCCGUGACUGUUUGCUUAGCUCAUACUAAUAGUUGCUUAAAUCCGUUUAUAUGUUGUCUUACGAGAAGGGCUUUGAGAAAGAAACUGAAAAAUUGUUUGUCAAAUAUUGCCCCUUGGGUAUUAAAGAGGUCUUUUCAGAAAUCUGGAAGGCAUGCAUGA